Molecule: messenger RNA, 917 nt
Organism: Rhodamnia argentea
Lineage: Eukaryota; Viridiplantae; Streptophyta; Magnoliopsida; Myrtales; Myrtaceae
Exons: 6
Coding region: 175-747 (190 amino acids)
Cellular component (GO): cytoplasm
Molecular function (GO): protein phosphatase inhibitor activity
Source: RefSeq, a predicted model, not a curated record
GGUUCUUUGAUAUUAGCUUGAUGCUGCUGUGUUCACAUUUUUUUUCUUUUCUUUCCCAAAAAUUUGUCUUCUUAUUUCUCUUGGGUCAGUGGUGAGUCAGUAAUUGGAGGAACGUUUUCCCUAAUGGUAUCGAAGCUUGAAAAGACAGAAAAUUGAUUAUUCUGCUGUGUCGCUAUGAUGUUCGUGUUUUUCCUGACUGUUGGGUAUCAUCUGCUUCAUCAUUGCAGCUAUUACUCGUUCAAUAAAAUGUCUGGCACAAUUGUUGAGGACUCACGGGACAAAGUGCUCUCUGAUUGUACACCCAAAAAUGAUGUCGAUGGUGAAGGUGCUUUGAAAGACAUGAUAGAUUCAGAUGUAGGUGAUGAGAAUGCCGUGCCUUCCCCAAAGGAGGAGGAGGAAAUAAUCAAGAAAAGGUAUGGGGGCCUGUUACCAAAGAAGCCUCCAUUGAUUUCCAAGGAUCAUGAACAUGCUUUUUUUGAUUCUGCUGACUGGGCUUUGGGUAAGCAAGGAGCACAGAAGCCCAAAGGACCACUUGAAGCUCUCCGACCCAAGUUGCAGCCCACCCCACAUUACCAAGGAAGGUCAAGGCGUUCAGCAUAUGCACCUGCAGAUGAUGGUAAUGAAGGGAAUGGCUACCAUAGCGAAGAUCCAGAAGAUGAGAGCCACAAAGGAGAGGAUGGUAACGAGAAAGAUCAUUCUUCGGAGGAGAAAGGCUGUCAAGACGAGCCGCAUGAUGUUCUAUGCUGAAUCAUUUUGGUCGAACCGUUGUUUCAUUUCCCUUUUGUAGUCGACAUAAUGGGAACCAAACAGGAGGCAGUUGAACUCCAUAAGCCCUUUGAUGUGCGAUGAACCGGAGAGACGUAUUUGCAACGGUCUCCUGUAGUAUUUGCAGGCAAGACAUAUAUCAGUACACCUUU